Messenger RNA from Hemibagrus wyckioides, 4828 nucleotides. RefSeq names its product dynein regulatory complex subunit 3 (gene drc3). Gene Ontology annotation, molecular function: protein binding. Bases 2647 to 4194 code for a protein of 515 amino acids. The transcript is spliced from 12 exons. Lineage: Eukaryota; Metazoa; Chordata; Actinopteri; Siluriformes; Bagridae. The record is from RefSeq and is a predicted model, not a curated record.
UAUAUAAACAUUUUUCAGAUUGUUACCUAUAUCACAAAUCACAAAGCUCUCUUUCCUGCAGACUCUUUGGCUGUAAAUGUACCGAUCAUUAUGAAGCAUUCACACCCAAAACUCUUUCCAUUAUCAUUAUGUAAACAUAUAUGAACAGAAAACUUUAUUAUAUUGUUCAUAUUAAAUAACAAACUAAGAGGUAAAGAAGUGUGCAGGCAGGUUGGAAUGGGUGGAGAAAGGUGCCGGGAGUUCUAUGUGAUAGAAAAAUAUCAGCGAGAAUCAAGGGGAAGGUGUACAGGACAGUGGUGUGACCAGCCAUGCUGUAUGGUUUAGAGUUUAGUGCAACUGAGGAAGAGACAAGAGAAGAUGUUGAGGUUCUCUUUGGGAGUGACAAGGUUAGACAGGAUUAGGAACGAGUACAUCAGAGGGACAGCUCAUGUUGGAUGUUUGGGAGACAAAGUUAGGGAGGCCAGAUUAAGAUGGUUUGGACAUGUUCAGAGGAGGGAGAGUGAGUAUAUUGGUAGGAGAAUCAAAGAGGAAGGCCAAAGAGGAGGUAUAUGGAUGUAAUAAAUGAGGAUAUGAAGCCAGUGGGUGCAAGUGUUGAGGAUGCAGAAAAUAGGGAUAGGUGGAGAGAGAUGAUUUGCUGUGGCCACCCCUGAAGGGAAAAGCAGAAAGAAGAAGAAGAAGAAGUUAAAUAACAAACUAUUUAUUAUUAGCUUUAAUAUAGAUUACAGAAUGUCCAACGUAAGUGUUAGUAAAUGAGUUGUUAAUAUGAAGCGAUGAUGUAUUACGACAAGCUCAUUAAUAUAAACCUCAUUAUUUACAUUAGAUCCAGCACUACUGUCAAAGCUUUGCUGUUGUUCAAUCAAUAAAAUAAAUGAACAUCUGACCAAUCAGAUUAAAGAAUGAAACACUGCUAUAUAACAGUAACUUAAUAGCACAGUACAAAAUGUUAUAUAUGUAUUAUUUGUACUUUCUUAACUCCAAUUGUUGUUACCAAAUAAUAAUUGUUGCCCCAGUAAUAACGAAUAUAGGCCACUUAAAUCUUGGGCUUUUCCGUGUAAAUAUACAGUCCUGUAACAUUUGAACGUCGUCCAUUAAAGAACCAGCAUAAACGUUUCACGCUGUUGAAGGUACCCUAGAAAUAUGUUCUGUUGCUACGCAACAGCUGGUCUAACGCCGAGACGGGACUUCCCAUGUAAAUAGAAAGCAAAUAAGUAAGUUACUAUUUGCUGACUAAUACUUUUACUUUUUCCUGACAUUUCUUAUAGAAAAUAUAUUUGAAGUGUUUUGAGUGUUUUGCUGCUUGCUAAAGUAGUAAUUUUGCGCUAGAGAGCUAAAAUAGCGAGUUCGCUUCAGAACUCUAUUGCAUUGCAUUCAAUAGGCUUUAACACUAGACUAGGGAAUGGCACAAGUUAAAUUAGAUAUAUUCUAAAAAAAAUAAUAACGUCAUUUUUAACGUCUUACAAAUUUUGCAGUAAUGAUUAUUUUUAUAUUUUCCAUAAAAAGCUUAAGCUAAAAAUCUAGAUGUAGCAAUAUACACAGAUCAGGCAUUACAUUAUGACCACCCUGCCUAUUAUUGUGUUGGUCCCCCUUUUGCUGCCAAAACAGCCCUGACCCAUCGAGACAUGGACUCCACUAGAUCCCUGAAGGUGUGCUGUGGUAUCUGGCACCAAGAUGUUAGCAGCAGAUCCUUUAAAUCUUAUAAGUUGCAACUUACAGGAUUUAAAGGAUACUUUUGAUAGAUACUGACCACUGCAGACCGGGAACACCCCACAAGAUCUGCAGUUUUGGAGAUGCUCUGAUCCAGUCGUCUAGCCAUCACAAUUUGGCCCUUGUUCACACUCAAAUCUUUACACUUGCCCAUUUUUCCUGCUUCUAACACAUCAACUUUGAGGAUAAAAUGUUCACUUGCUGCCAAAUAUAUCCCACCCACUAACAGGUGCCAUGAUGAGGAGAUAAUCAGUGUUAUUCACUUCACCUGUCAGUGGUCAUAAUGUUAUGGCUGAUCGGUGUAGAGAAAAUGUGCAAAACUAAUAAAACCAAAUUAUAGUACUUUAAAGUUAGACUUAAAAACAGCUAUUUCACUGUGUAAAACACUCUCUAAAAACAGAUUAUAUGGAGAGAGAGCGAGAGAGAGAGAGAGAUUUCAGAUAACAGAAACAUUUCAGUUUUGAAAUAGUCGGUAACGUUUGCUUGGAGAAAAUGUCAAAACUGCACCAUGUGGAAGAGUUUUUCCAGGCUGCUACAAAACCCAAAUCCUUUAAUACUCCUCGGCUUUUUGAAUCAACACAGAUAGCCUGUGGGCUGAAAUAUAAAAAUAAACCUCACAUUUGCACCAGAUUUUCAAGGGCAUUUAUGAGAACUAUAUGGGGCGGUGGUAGCUCAAGUGGUUAAGGCUCUGAGUUGUUGAUCAGAAGAUUGGGGGUUCAGGCCCCAGCACCGCCAAGUUGCCACUGUUGGGCCUUUAAGCAAGGCCCUUAACCCUCUCUGCUCCAGGGGUGCUGACCCUGCACUCUAACCCCAACCUCCAGGGAUGGGCUAUGCAAAAAAGAAUUUCAUUGUGCUGUAAUGUAUAUGUGACAAAUAAAGGCUAUUUAUGGUAACAACACAUGUGCAGGUUAUUAAUGUUUACACUUUGGCAGCAUCUUCGAAAUGAGCAGACUAUAUGAUAUAAAAGAAUCCAGUUUAAUUGAUGAGGAAAUGCUGGAAAAGGCAAUUGAAGAGCAGGGACCGCAUGGAAAGGCUGGACUUCUAGCCAAAGAAGAGGGCUUAAGAUACGACGAAGUGACUCAUCUGCGCCUGGACUACAGAAACAUCUUAAAGAUAGACCUUUUGUGGCAGUUUACAUCUCUAACCAAGCUUCAGCUCGACAAUAAUAGCAUUGAGAAGAUUGAGGGAUUAGAAAAGCUCACUAACCUGGUAUGGCUUGACUUAUCCUACAAUAAUAUCGAGGUGAUUGAAGGGUUGGAUACACUCGUGAAACUGCAGGACCUGAUUUUAUUUAACAAUCGAAUUUCAGUAAUAGAGAACAUGGAUGCGCUGCUAAACAUUGAGAUCAUCUCGCUCGGCAACAAUUUAAUCUCACAGCUUGACAGUGUAAUAUACCUGAGAAAAUUUAAGAACUUACGCACACUCGACCUUGCUGGAAAUCCAUUCUGCAAAGAUGAAAACUACAAGGUUUUUGUGACUGCGCACCUGCCAGACCUGGUUUACCUCGACUACAGGCUUCUAGAUGAACAAACUCGAGAAAAGGGACAGUACCAGUAUCAGACUGCAACAGAGAAGAUAAAACACAUUGAACUGGAGGGGCAGAAGGCAGCAGAGGCUCAGAAAGCGAUGGAACAAGAACUUCAGCUGCACAAGGAUGCAUUUGUGGAAUAUUUGAAUGGGCCUCAUCUAUUUAACAGCAUGUUUGUCGAUGAUGUUGAAGCAUCUAAGUUGGCACAUCUUCCUGAAGUUGCUACACUACUGGAAUCAUACCAGACCCAGUUGGAGGCAUUGUGUAUGAAGAUUUUUGAAGCAGGUUUAACACAGCAAACACAAAGACAGAAAGAGGUGGAGUGCUUCUUUACCGGCUUCCGAAAUGCCGUAGCUGACAAUCAGCAAAAAGGAGCUCAAAUAGUAGCUGACUUUGAGAGGUCCAGGAGACAGGUGAUGGCUGAGAUGAAGCAGGCAGCAGACCACAGUGUGUUGAAGAUCAGAGUCAGAAAUGAGAUCAUGCAGAUUCGGGACACUCUUCUGACUCUCGAGAUGCAACUAGUGGCUCAGUUAGAGGACAUUACUAAAGACUUUGAGAGAAACAUCACAGACAUGGUUGGAGGGUUUGCUGAAUAUGUGCAAGGCAUAUUUGUCCAGUGUCGAGAUCUGGAGAACCACCACCAUGAGAAAGUGCUCAUGAUUGCUGUGGCAACACUGGAGAGAGUGGCUAAGAAUGAGCUGGAUGAGGAUUUGCCCGAUGACGUGCAGUUGCUCUUUGUGGACAAAGACACAAUGACCAAUGCUGUCAGUGCGUCACAUGACGCACACCUGCUGAAGAUCGACAACAGAGAGGAUGGACUCCUGACACGGAUCCACAACUGGAAGAGUGCAUUAAUAAAGUCGAUACACGACGAUGCGGUUGAAAGGAAUCGCAAACGCAUCUCAGAAAUCCUUACAUAUAUUGAUUAUGCUUUGGACCAGCUGGAGCUGAAGCAGAACUGAGGGAAGAUUUCAGGCUGGGAGUCUCACACCCACCAAGGCCAAUGCAUUUUAAGACCACUGUACACUCACUACACAGAUUCGUGGUGUUUUAUGGAUAGACAUUGAGAAUAAAACAAUAAUAAACAUGUGAAGUGUUGGAAUAUAUAUUGUCUGGAUUUUUUUUAAAGGCCUGAAGAGGUUAGUGUUUAAUAUCCUAUGUCGUUUAUCACACUACAGUGUAUUUACCCCCAGUGAUGUGUCGUUCAUUUUAAACGAAUCCUUAAUAUGACUCAGGAACAAUGAGUCGUCUCAGACAGCGAUUCGUUCAUUUUGGAUUGACCGCGCAUGCGCAACAUCCUAUAGGUACGUUCAUUAUCCCUUGAUGUCUCUUACAGUCAAUUAUACUAAUGUAAUGUAUAAUAUGUAGAAACUACUAGACAUGUGCAAUGAACAUUAUCUGAAAAAAUAGUUCUGUUCUUUGUCCUUGGUUGAGAUUUAUAGUUUUUUCUCUUAUUCUAAAUGUGAUCAACGUUUGCCUAUGUAGAUGUGUCGAGGUAACUGCCUUAUUAACACUGUAAAUAUAUUCUGCUGAAACAAACGAAAUGACUCGAAAAAAAGAUCAUUUUCUUCAUUUUGCUGAACGAGAUUCAAAGAU